Molecule: messenger RNA, 1735 nt
Organism: Copidosoma floridanum
Lineage: Eukaryota; Metazoa; Arthropoda; Insecta; Hymenoptera; Encyrtidae
Gene: Plod
Product: procollagen lysyl hydroxylase
Biological process (GO): peptidyl-lysine hydroxylation
Cellular component (GO): endoplasmic reticulum
Molecular function (GO): procollagen-lysine 5-dioxygenase activity; iron ion binding; L-ascorbic acid binding
Source: RefSeq, a predicted model, not a curated record
GAUCAUACUCAUCGCGUAUGUGCUUGCAAUUACAAUUCAUUGUUCAUCCCCCCCCCAAGUGUCGUAAUAUUAGUAUAAGUAAGUAGGUAUCGAUAAAACUCGCGUGUAGUCUUAAGGAUAGCCAUGAAGACGAGGAUACUGGCUGGACUGUGGCUACUCCUGCUCAGCUACGUCUUUGCCUCGACCAGCGACAGCGAUGGUGACGCGCUCGUCUUCACGGUGGCGACCAACGAGACGGAGGGCUUCCGGCGCUUCGCGCGCUCCACCGAGGUGCACGGCUUCCGGGAUCAGCUGCGCGUGCUGGGCCUCGGCCAGGCCUGGCGCGGCGGGGACGUCAAGCGGUACGCCGGCGGCGGCCAAAAGGUCAAUCUCUUCCGCGAGGCGCUCGAGGAGUACAAGGACGACGCCGACAAGGUCGUUUUGUUCACGGACAGCUACGACGUGAUAUUCCUGGCCGGACUGGACGACGUAGUGCGCAAGUUCAAGGAGUGGGACGGCGGCGCGAGGGUCGUCUUUUCCGCGGAGGAGUACUGCUGGCCCGACGCCAAACUGGCCAGCGAGUAUCCCGAGGUGAAGCGCGGCAAGCGCUACCUCAACUCCGGUGGCAUCAUCGGCUACGCGAACGACCUUUACGGCAUACUGAACAGCGCCGAGAUCGAGGACGCCGAGGACGACCAGCUUUUUUACACGAGGGCGUAUCUGGACCCGGUGCUGAGGCAGAAGCACGGGAUCAAGCUCGACCACAAGUCCGAGAUCUUCCAGAACCUCAACGGCGCCGUUUACGACAUCGAGCUGCGCUUCAAGGGUAACGAGGCGUACGUCCAGAACACGGCCUACAACACGGUGCCCUUGGUCGUCCACGGCAACGGGGGUAGCAAGCUGCUGCUCAACUCCCUCGGGAACUACGUGGCGCGCGCCUGGAGCCCCGAGGAGGGCUGUCUCGGUUGUUGGGACGACACGAUCGAGCUCGACCCUCAGCGUCCCGAAGAGUUCCCCGUGGUGCUGGUCGCCGUGUUUAUCGAGAAACCGACGCCCUUCCUCGAGGAGUUUCUCCACAAAAUCCGCGACCAGCGGUAUCCCAAGGAUCGGCUGCAUCUCUUUGUUCGCAACAACGUGGCCUACCACGACGACUUUGUCCAAGAUUUCGUUCGGGAGGUUGGCCAAGAGUACAGGAGUCUCAAGCAGAUCAAGCCGGAUGACGAGUUUUCCGAGGUGGACGCGCGCAAUUUGGCGAUGGACUACUGCCUCUCCGUCAAAUGUUCUGGCUACUUCUCCAUAGACUCAGAGUCGCAGUUGGACAACGAAAACACUUUGAAACUGCUGGUGGAGCAGCAGCGGUUAAUCGUUGCACCCCUGCUCGUGCGACCUUUCAAGGCCUGGAGCAAUUUCUGGGGAGCUAUUACCGACGAUGGCUUCUACGCGCGUAGUUCGGAUUACAUGGACAUCAUUGACAACGAAAGAAGGUAAAUUGCAUUUCGCAUACAAUUUUAGUGUAAAUCGAAAAGUUGAAAAACUAAUUAAAACUCGAAAGGGCUGUUUGUGGAGUCGUCAUUGCACAUUACCAUGCGAUUUUUGAGACAGGGUUGAUUGAGAAAAAGUCUACUUUCUAACAUAAUAUAGUCUCUACGUGAGAGCAAUACAUUUUUUUUAAUAAUAAUUACAUAAACUAAAGAAACUCGUCCACAGUCGUCUUAUUGAAUCUUUUUUUCACACAGUGCAAUGUACUCGAACGAAA